Molecule: messenger RNA, 309 nt
Organism: Rhizopus microsporus ATCC 52813
Lineage: Eukaryota; Fungi; Mucoromycota; Mucoromycetes; Mucorales; Rhizopodaceae
Product: cytochrome c
Exons: 1
Biological process (GO): mitochondrial electron transport, cytochrome c to oxygen; mitochondrial electron transport, ubiquinol to cytochrome c
Cellular component (GO): mitochondrial intermembrane space
Molecular function (GO): heme binding; electron transfer activity
Source: RefSeq, a predicted model, not a curated record
GGCAACGCUACUGCUGACGCUAAGCUCUUCAAAUCUCGUUGUUAUCAAUGCCACAUCGUUAAAGAUGGCGGUACCAAGCAAGUUCCUAACCUCCACGGUAUCUUUGGCCGCAAGACUGGUCAAGUCUCUGGUUAUCGUUACUCUGAAGUCAAUCUUCAAAAAGGUAUUAUUUGGAAUGAAAAGUUUCUCGGUAUCUACCUUAUUAACCCCAAAAAGCUCAUCCCCGGUACCAAGGUGAUCUUUGCUGGCUACAAGAAAAAAGAUCGUGCCGGUGUUAUUGCUUACUUGAAGCACUUGAAGAACUACUAA